UGAGUGGCUGAUCUUUUAUCGACACUCUUUUCAUAUCACACAACUUCGACAUGGCUCUCAAGAGAAUUAACAAGGAACUCACUGACCUCGGCCGUGAUCCGCCCUCUUCCUGCUCUGCUGGCCCUGUUGGAGAUGAUCUGUUUCACUGGCAAGCAACAAUCAUGGGUCCUGGUGACUCGCCAUACUCGGGAGGCGUCUUCUUCCUGACCAUCCAUUUCCCUACCGAUUAUCCAUUCAAGCCACCCAAGGUCAACUUCACGACUCGUAUCUACCACCCCAACAUCAACUCGAAUGGCAGUAUCUGUCUUGACAUUCUGCGAGACCAGUGGAGCCCCGCUCUUACAAUUUCUAAAGUGCUGCUUUCGAUCUGCUCAAUGCUCACAGACCCUAACCCGGACGACCCGUUGGUGCCUGAGAUCGCUCACGUCUACAAGACCGACCGCCCUCGGUACGAAGCGACGGCCCGUGAAUGGACACGCAAAUACGCUAUUUGAUCUUCACAGUUGACUUCUGCGCGGCCACCUCGGUCUUCCCAAUUCUUUCUGCGUCAUCUUUCACUCCGUUAGAUCAGAUCCGAAGCCUGGCGUACCGUGAUCGUAGAUCCGUUCCUUGUUCUUACUGUGAAACAAAUCGCAUGUCUCUAAAUUCGUGUUAUUCUGCGCUUUCUCUACCGGCGGGAAGUGUCAUGUCCUACGAUCAUAAUGACCAAUUGUCUUUGAUGCAUUCAUAGCACUUUUUUUUUCGAUCUCGACUGGAUGGAGUUCGACAAUCCAUUUGAUGAACAUAAAAACCUCAAGGCUGGGUCUUUGGGCGGCAGAGGCUGUGGCUCG
Aspergillus novofumigatus IBT 16806 is the source of this 830-nucleotide messenger RNA. Its product is annotated as putative ubiquitin conjugating enzyme (UbcD). Bases 51 to 494 code for a protein of 147 amino acids. The record is from RefSeq and is a predicted model, not a curated record. Lineage: Eukaryota; Fungi; Ascomycota; Eurotiomycetes; Eurotiales; Aspergillaceae. Gene Ontology annotation, molecular function: ubiquitin conjugating enzyme activity. Gene Ontology annotation, biological process: protein polyubiquitination; ubiquitin-dependent protein catabolic process. The transcript has 5 exons. Gene Ontology annotation, cellular component: nucleus.